GUGCAAUGGCUCAGUACAUCGCUCGCUCCGUCCGCUAUUCCCCACAGUCUUCGUUCUUCCGUAUGUAAGCGUGCGAACGUUGCGUGAUUAUGUCAGUGGCGGCGGGCAGUGUCGCGUCUGGCCAGUGACGCCGGCACCAUGAACGCACGCAGCAUCACCUUCCAGCUGUCUAUGGAAGGACGACAAGUGGACGAAGUGGUCGCCAGCAUCUUUCACACCGUCCUCUUCCACCGCUCCAGCGGUAAGUUCACCUACAACAACGAGGAGAGCUACUCCAUCCGCACCGUCAGCUACGUGGACGUGGACUGCGACUUCAUCGACUUCACGUACGUGUGCUGCGAGUCAGACGCGCUCGGCCGCAACAUCAAACGCGAGAUCUCCGACUUCUCGGAGCAGCUGCGCGGAGCCGACGCCACCUCCUCCCCCCCGAAGGGCUCCAUCAGCCUCGAGUUCUUCCAGAAGCGGCGCGCGCGUUGGCCCUUCCAGCCUGAGUGCGUGCCCUGGGAGGUGUGGACCGUGUACUGCGAGCUCACCGAGUCGCGGAGCGAGAACGACAUGCACAGCAAGCACGAGAGCGUCGUCGAGAUGCUCCAGGACAAAAUAGUCUUCAUCACGGAAAUCAUUAACAGACACGAGUAUGUCCCCAAAAUGCCGAGUCGCUCGGACGCCGACCUCAUCUUCGACACGUCGUACACGGACAUCCAGCCGUACCUGUUCAAGAUCCACUACAACCUGUCGGGCGCGCCGCCCACCUCCGUCGGCAACACGGUGCGCAAGCUCAUCCGGGACACGCUCGCCUUGUGAUGCAUAUUGUCCACGCUGGCACGGUAUGUUAUCUAACACCACAAUCAUAUCGUGCUUAUGAUGUCAACAAAUAAUGACUCGAGUAGUCUUGCAAUUUAAGUGAUCAUGGAACGUUCAUGUGCAAAUUUAAAACAGGGCAUAAAACACGGACGUUUCUCCUACAACCUCACGGAUAUAGCACCCUAAUUUUAUUUACCUUAUACGAAAUUUAUUUUUACUGUUGACAUGUGUACAUACUGAAAAUUUAUAUAUUUUAUUUUAUGAUUAUUAAAGAAGAUAUCAUCGCGAAUGUCUUCAAUGUUUCACUUCCUCGCUAGCAAUGGAGUCAUUUAUUGUACUUAUAUGCUUUGUAUAUUGCACAAAGUUUCAGUAGUUACGAACAUAUUUCAGUAAAUAUUUACCUAUUAGUGUUUGUGAUCGCACCCGCUAAGUCUUAUUACCAGUUUUAUUUACGCACGACGUGAUGACAUUUAGGUUACAAUAGCUCUAACGUUGGUUUGGCUAUCUUACGUUUAGCUUCUACUCAUAAGUAAUUAACUUUUUUGUCUGUUGUAAUAUUAGCUGUAAAAGUAAAUUUAGUUGUAAUGAUUUCGGAGCUAAGACUCGAAAGGCUGGUUGAUGUGUCCACUCAUUUAUAUGAUUUAAGAUUUGACCUGUUCUCGUUUUAAGUUGCCUAAUUUAACAGGAAGCAUAGAAAUAGGUAAGGUUUUAUUAACAAUGCACACUGUUUCGUAGUUUUAUAGUUACCUAGAUGUUUAAACAAUAUUUUGUUGUAUCUGUGUACUGUCUAGGUUAGACGUCACCACUGUAAGUAACGAAGGACCUUAUAUAGUACCGGGCAAUGUAUUGGUGGCACAAAUUGUUUAAACUAACUUUCACGUCUUGAACAACGCGUUAUGAUUGAGUGGUAUUACACUCAAUGUAAUUUAGUACAGUCAUUUGACUAUUAUGUGUGUUUUUUAUAUUAAAAUUGCUUUGUGAUAUCGCUGACGAGAUGUUUCAUAAAAAUAUGUAAAAAAACUAUAUUGAACUUGUGUGUAAAAGCUGUAGGUUAGUAUUAUAAAGCCAUUAACAUGAAUAGAUUCUAAACAAUUUAAGUAUAUAUGUCAAAAUAACUCUUUUAAAAUGUAUAUAGGUAUAAUGUACAGAGAAAUAUAAGAUUUUCUCAUUGUAAAUCUUCGAAUAUUGCGUGGUUGGAACUCGGAGAGCUUUAUCGAACUAAUUGUGCUAGAGUUACUGGAAACAGUGAUUGUUUAGUGUUUGUCAGAUUUAAUGUUAGCGUAGAACUGGUGCAUGGAAAGUCUCAUAGCUUGUAAGAAUUAACGUAAGAGAUCCCAUUCAAAUUGAAACAUUACUUUGUGUCUCGGCCACCACUCUAUUUUAUAAACGUAUCUGCAACUUUUAGAACGACGAUCCAUGACUUUAUGACUCAGAAUUUAGUCAUUAUAAAAAGUAUCAAAAUACUGCAAGUGUUUUAAAUCGGCCGCAAGAGUACAAUCACAAUGGUCGGCGGAGGUGUAAGUUAUAUUUAUCGGACUGUGAUGAGUCCAUCCAUUACUUAAAGAACUUUUAAUUGUUCACUAUCCUACCUCAUUUUGCGACUCUAGCUUUAGUGUAUUUUUGCAUCUCAAUCGGAAAAUAUUUUCCUAUCUAUAUGCCUACGAUUAUCAGAAUUAUGUCACCAAAGAUGAGGCUGUAUAUACCUUCAGUCGUAUACAUUGAAAAAUCCUAAAGUGUUAUCUAUUUAUAGCUAUUUAUUUAUACCCGUUCAUAACUUCCAUAUCGGUGAGUAGCUUGAAUUUAUUUUGAGACGUUCUCAUUGAUACAUAAAUCUGGUGAUAAGACAAUAUAUGUAUUGUAUUGUAGAACCUUGAGUGUGUGCCUCGUGUCAGUUGUUGGGUAGGCAGGCACGCCGGCGCAGCGCGUGUCGAGCGCGCCGGGGUAAUGUUAUCAUUGCACAGCUAUGGCCUUAUUUGAAAGAUGAUUUUAGAAUAAAUUCUCUAGGCAUGUAUAAUAACGGCUGUUACAUAUUAGAGUAUAUAAAUAAAUGAGACAGAUGGUAUAUGUUGUGAUGUAUAAGUUCAAAAAUAAGCGGAAAAAUCUUAGUCUUGUGAUAAUUUAUAUAAAUAUGUGAAUAAAUGAUGAAGUAUUA
Messenger RNA from Pectinophora gossypiella (pink bollworm), 2956 nucleotides. RefSeq names its product autophagy-related protein 101 (gene Atg101). Gene Ontology annotation, biological process: autophagosome assembly; autophagy. The transcript has a single exon. The record is from RefSeq and is a predicted model, not a curated record. Gene Ontology annotation, cellular component: phagophore assembly site. The coding region runs from base 139 to 804 and encodes 221 amino acids. Lineage: Eukaryota; Metazoa; Arthropoda; Insecta; Lepidoptera; Gelechiidae.